AUGCUCUUCCUGCAGCUCACUCUUCUCAGCUUACUGACUGUAGCUCCUGACUUACUUGUUUCUGGAGAGAAUAUGAUUACUUGCUAUGGCGAUGUCCAACACUUGCUGUGUAACACUGGACUGAUUAUAGUGAAGUCUUCUGUGUAUGGCCGAACGGACAGCAGCACUUGUAGUAUUGGUCGGCCUAAUUCGCAGGUUGCUAAUACCAACUGUUAUUCGCUGAUUUCUACAAUUGCUGAUAGAUGCAAUGGACUGAGAGAGUGUGAGUUAAAGACGGAUGUACUUGGCAACCCUGACCCAUGUUAUGGAACUUACAAGUACUACAACACAAGUUAUGAUUGUAUCAAUGCCAAGCUUGUUGUGAUCUGCGAGCAGGGCUACAGCACACUGGAUUGUGGAGCUGAUUCUAUUAAGAUCAUAAAUGCAAACUUUGGGCGUGCUGACUCCAGAACCUGUUCAGCUGGACUCACCAACAAUUUGAUCCAGAAUACCAACUGUUACGCUCCAAACACACUCUCAAUUGUGGCCGCACUGUGUAAUGGAAUGAAAACAUGCACUUUACAAGCUUCAAGCACCAUCUUUACAGAUCCUUGUACUAAAACUGUUGAAUACCUCACUGUGUCCUACAUCUGCACUAAGGAACUUGUGGCCUGUGAAGGCAGUACUGCGUCACUGAACUGUGGUGCCAGCAAUAUAAAGAUUAUCAGUGCUAACUACGGCCGAACCAAUUCCACCACAUGUUCCUCAGGACGACCUGCCAAUCAACUCUCCAACACAAACUGCUUCACGGCUGACACAGUAACUAAAGUUGCAGCUAGAUGUGAAGGAGUUAGCAGCUGUCAGGUCCCUGCUACCAAUUCUGUCUUCUCUGACCCCUGUCCUUACACCUAUAAGUACCUGAAUAUUGUGUACGCCUGUGUCUGAUUGUAAGUUUAUUUUUCUGCCAAACUGUGUAUUCAGUAACUGUGUUAAUGCAGAUCUACACACACAUAUGGGUAAUAGAAUACUGUACAUAUUAAUCUCCAAAAGUGCAUGUCACAAUGAAGUAGAAGGUAGGUACAUCGUUACCAACUACAAAAAUCCCUAUAUAGUGUU
Molecule: messenger RNA, 1095 nt
Organism: Hemibagrus wyckioides
Lineage: Eukaryota; Metazoa; Chordata; Actinopteri; Siluriformes; Bagridae
Product: rhamnose-binding lectin-like
Exons: 11
Coding region: 1-924 (307 amino acids)
Molecular function (GO): carbohydrate binding
Source: RefSeq, a predicted model, not a curated record